Saxophila tyrrhenica is the source of this 2418-nucleotide messenger RNA. RefSeq lists its product as uncharacterized. The record is from RefSeq and is a predicted model, not a curated record. The transcript is spliced from 3 exons. NCBI's taxonomy places the organism in Eukaryota, Fungi, Ascomycota, Dothideomycetes, Mycosphaerellales, Extremaceae. The coding region runs from base 1 to 2418 and encodes 805 amino acids.
AUGGAGAUCAGAGAUCGAGUCGAGCUUCUCGGGAUCAAGCCCGGUAUGGAAUUCGAGAUUGGCAUAAGCAGAAUCUUCGAGGAGCGCGUUGAGGAGACAAUAGUGCAUGAUGCCUCCCUGGGCGAGCUGCCAAAGCAAAGACCGGAUCGUGUGAUCGGCUUAAGAGAAACGAAAAACAUUCGUCACCUUCUCGACCAACCUCCCAGAGGCCACCCUGGGACCCAAGCUCGUGACAUUCGGGGCCUCGUACGAUGUGCCCCGUACAAAUGGCAAUCAAGUCCUCUGCUCUAUCCUUUCCUGGUGUUGGAGGCCAAGUCCGAUGUGGCUCCGACCAGUUUCAAGGACAUUUCAACUCAGACUUCAUUCCCCAUAUGGUCACUUCUCAAUCUGCAAAGAGACCUCCGCUUGUUCCACAUCAAAGAAAGUGAAGGACCGGAGGCACUGGUCUGGUUCCUUGGUUAUAGAGGGAAUGACUGGAAAUUAUACGGGUGCUACAUCACUCAACAGGCUGACUCGAAAUGUGAUUAUAACAUCCACGAUCUCCAGGGUGGCGACAUUGCCAGCAAAGAUGGCGCUCUCCAGCUUCUUCUGCUUUUGGAUCUCAUAGCUGACUGGGCGAGAGACACCCUUCGACCUUCAAUUAUCGCACAGUUAAGGUCGUUAGCCACGGGGAGAGACCUCGACGAGAUCUCUCUCGGCCCGGACAGUGACAUCCUUUCGAAGGAGAAAACGCUUCGUGACUGGCUGUCUCGUGUGCCCAGCACUAUCGCACCGGACGAGACCGCUCAUGCUACAGCAAGCCAGUCUAUCCAGCCAUCGAUCCGCAAGGAUCUUACAUCAGUGAGCCCACCCAAUACUGAAUUGGGUAUUGUGAGACCAAUGACAACCACGAUCUUCCAGCUUGCCGGCCUGCGCGUGACGGCAGGCAACGUCGAGAGCCUUCUGGCCUUGAGUGACGGGCCUGCAUCUGACAAAGAGGAAAGUGCCUGCGCGAGAAAGCUUUUGGCCGAGAUAUGCGGCUGGGACGAGGUGUUCGUCGUGCUGGGAGCUUACUUGGAUGACUUGGAACGUCUCUGGACUGACGAGAGAGUUAAUCCGGAGCCAUUCGACGAGGGUUCUGGAGCUGAGUUCUAUGCUAUGUUCGAAUAUCGAUGUUUCAUCGACACAUCGUGGGACAUUAUCCGAGAGGUCAGCUACUUGGCGAUAUCUGAAACGGCGUUUACUAUGCUUCGCAAGCAUGCUCGCUUCAGGGUCCGAAUGCCUCUGAUGGAUUCGUUACGGAGCAGAUCACGCCCAUGCUCCGGUGAAUUGAUCCGAGAUGCUGUCAGUUGUCUUCGAUCCGGCUCUGCGUGGCAGGCACUCAUCUCAGCCCUCUCGAGUACGCUCUUUGUUUUCGCUCCCGAGCCAUCAUCCAAACGAGGGGAGUCUUCAAACGUUGUGGAAUCACUGGGCCUUCGACAUCUUCGUGAGCCCGAGAUAAGAUACUUCGUUGAGUUCUACCUGCAGAGGGCGGCGAACCCAGCCCCGAAUUGGAAACGGACCAGCCGGAAUUCGCUGAGUCCUAAAAGGCGCAAGGUACUAGACACGGAGUGGGAACAACGGACGAGCAACAGAUCAUUUGGAAGGACGUCUCGACGAGUAGAGAGGUGCCUCUCGGCCGCUCACGAUCCGGCUUGUUGCGUAUGGUGCAGGCGCGACGGACAAGACUUGCAUGCGACGAGAUACCGGAAUGAAGAAGAUGCCACAGCCCCGACAGCGUACGGAGCAAUCCUGGUUGCGUCUCUGGUAGAAGAGUCAAAGAUUGCUUAUGAACGUCAGGAACGCCACGACCUGUGCCUGUUUGUGCUGGACUUCUCACCGUGGCUGGAAGACACAGUCUCCAUCUCAACUGUUGUUGAAGACCUCGCACAAAACAAGGCUACAUACCAUACGAUUCGACAUCAAACAAAUCUGCUUGGACUAUCAAACAGCGUCUGGAGGGACGACCCUGUCACAUGGAAUCUGCCAUGUCCAUACAGAAGGAACACUGCAAGACAGGGAGCGGACAUCAAACUGUGGAUCCAAGAGCUUAGAGGAGAACCAACUCCCAAGCCAAGCUCCUCAGUUGUGCCGUUGCCUCUAUGGGUGCAUCAACAGAUACUGCUGCAUUUCCUCAGACGUAACAAGUCAUACGACGAGGCACUGGAAGCUCUUGUCAAGUACCGCGAUGUGGCAAUUGAAAAGGAGAAAGCUUCCCGCCGGCGGACGGGGCUAGGCGCUGCAGUCGUCGACGCCAGCUGUGUGCGACUCGACACGUUCUGGGAUACAGUGCGCAGCAAAGAUGAUACCGCGCGUACUGGUGACUUCAGAAAUCUCCGUAGGGAUGCGAUUGCUAGGAACUUCUUGGAGCCUAUACCUCGUGAGGGAAGCAACCCCUGA